Molecule: messenger RNA, 6003 nt
Organism: Oldenlandia corymbosa var. corymbosa
Lineage: Eukaryota; Viridiplantae; Streptophyta; Magnoliopsida; Gentianales; Rubiaceae
Source: the annotation of a GenBank genome assembly
AGUGGAUUUGAAAAUACUACAAGGUAAACUUUUUUUUUUCAAAUAAAAAUCAUUAUGAUUCAUUUUGUACUGCUCUCAAUGAGGAGAAAAUCUAAUAUACUGCAGCUUUAUUUGUACUCACCUUUUUAGUAUAAGCAAUCAAUAGGAUUAAUAUUUGGUUUUUUUGGUCCUAUAAAUUUUUCUCGCUUGUAAAAAUAUUACCUUUCCUGUUUUUGUAUAUAAAAUUUACAGUGGCUGUGCUGAAGAUUACCUCCUGAAUGAGGCAAUCAAUAAUAAUUCAAAUAAUUAAAUAAUUUUCUUGUGGAUGGAAAAUCGUAAUUAAUGAUUUAUGGAUUAUUAACGGAACUAUUUGGUCAAGAAAUCAUGGUCAUAUGUUGCAUAACUAAUUUAUAGAAACUUCCAACUGUAUUUAUUGCAAUUGACUACUUAGAGAAUAUUAGGCCUUGAGACCAGCCAGGUUGAUAAAUUCAAUGUUUUUGCGAGGUUCGAAUUUACCAUUUUCCCAUUCCAAGGAAGAUGUGAAACGCAUUUCUGCUCUUUCUUUCUCCCAUCUCUCUCUUUCUCUCACCUAGAUUUCCACCACUUUUCAGUUCUUCUACUAAUCUAAUCCUUGCAAUUAUCCAUAUUGAUUCUGCUGAUCAGAGUAGUAAGGGAAAGGGAAUUUGUGGAUUGUUAAUCUUCCUUGUCCAAAAUGUCGAUGAAGAAUCUCAUCGGCGACCUGGCCGAUUUCGAAAUUUCGGCCAAAAAUCCGUCGAUGGAUGCGCAGAAGCGGUGGAGAAAUCUCGUCACCCUCGUCAGAAACAAACGGCGCCGGUUCCGGUAUGGCCCCAAUUUCGAGAAGCGUACUGAAGCCAAAGAGAAAAUGGAGAAGCUCAGAGUAUGUUAUCUUGAUCACUCACCCUUUUUUUUGUCUGUCACUAUGUGUGUGCGUGUUUUUUUUAUUUCUCAUUUUUUUCUUUUUAUUAAGAUUAAAAAGUUUUGGGGGAAAUCAUUAUCGUUACUAAAACCAUCAGGAUCGCCAUUAUUUUUGAAAUUUUAAUUUUCUACAACUUGGCUUUAACAAAAAGGUCACAAAAAAGUAGUUGGCCGAAUCCGUGAUCGUCUUGAAAUCCGAUCACGAUAAGCUUUGAAGAAGGAAGAUAUUUCCUACAUUAUGGUUUUUUUUACUCUGUAGGCCCCUAGAUAGUCAUUUGAUUCUCAUUUUGUUACCCCGCACCUUUUAACUGGUCAAAUUGCUAUUGCACCUGAAUUUGUUUGCCACAUUUCUGGGGUGGGAAACACCAAUUGAAUUAAAUAGGAGGGCUCAAAGGAUGAAUAUCGAACACAAUUCAGGGGCCAAUUUAGUUAAAUACCUUUUUCCGAAAUGACCUUUUUAAUUUGGCUGGCCAAUAACGAACGAAGAAAGGAAUCUAUAUCAAGAAUAGGUAGAUACUAACAAAGUUGAUGGCGAAAUUGGACUGUGAGGAUUGAAUCUUAGCGGUCCCGAUCGAAUCAAUGACGAAUUCUUAUUUAUAGGGAAAAAAGUUUUAAUAAAAAUACGCGUUUUGCUGACUUCAAAGCGCGUUUGAUAAUGCGCCAUUGUACUUGGAAAUGUACACAAGGAAUUGUAUGUAUCCAUGGAUGCAUUUUCUGGGAAUAUGCUUUAAUCAUUGAAGUUUCAAUCUUUUAAAGGACCAUGAUAUUGUUUAUUGUUGUUUUUUUUUUUUUUUUUUGAAACAGUUUAUUGUUGUUCAGAUCUUGAAUUCUGCCGAUCUUUCGCCCUUCUUUCUAAAAUGGGAAUAAAAAACCAAGUUGACUUUUUUCCUCCUUUACUGUACAACAUGCAUGGACUGAGGAAAAUUUGUCUGAAAAAGAAAAUACUCUAGUAUUUCAAUGAAUUAAAUAAAAGAAAAGAAAUUCUAAAUUACUGUGGUUGAAGAUGGAGACAAUUUAUAGUUGGGAGAAGCUGGGCCAAAGGGGUUGCCAUGCUUCACAUGUUCUUCAUCUUUCUUGUCAUUUACACACAAAAACAAAAUGGUCUUGCUUUGUCUUCUUUGAGGGUAUAUUAUAAAUUAAACAGAUGUGCUGGUUUUAUUGAGUUUUAGCGGAUUCAUGGGAUAUGGUAUCAUACAUGUGUGAUGGAAACAGAGGAUAUAUCUCUGUAACUGUUAAGGAUAACAGGAAAGGAUAAGAAUUGGUUUUGUGGCUUAUAUGGCAGCACUCAAGUUCAUUGAUGCUGGUGAACAUGCCAAGGCAAAACUGCCGAAGGAAGAUGUGCAAGAGCCUAAAGUAGAGGAUAUCUCGGCAGAUUUAGAAGCAGACCUCCAAAAGGAUCUCUCAGAGGAGGCUACUCUUGCAGGAUUUAAGAUUCACCCUGACAAACUUGCAUCUGUUGUUGGUUCAUUUGAGAUCAAGACAUUAAGGAAAAUGGGAGUUGAAGGACUUGCAAAAAGGUUAAAUGUCUCAUUGGAUGAAGGAGUCAAAUCGAACGAUGUUCCUAUCAGGCAGAGAAUAUAUGGCCCUAAUACAUACACUGAGAAGCCUUCUAAAAGUUUUCUAAUGUUUGUAUGGGAGGCAUUACAAGACUUAACACUCAUCAUACUUAUUAUCUGUGCUGUAGUUUCCAUAGGUGUUGGACUUGCAACUGAAGGAUGGCCGAAAGGCAUGUAUGACGGUUUGGGGAUUAUACUUAGUAUUUUUUUGGUAGUUUUUGUGACAGCCAUCAGUGAUUACAAGCAAUCAUUGCAAUUCAAAGCUUUGGAUAAAGAGAAGAAAAAGAUCUUUAUUCAGGUUACUAGAGAUGGUUGUAGGCAGAAGGUUUCCAUAUAUGACUUAGUUGUUGGGGACGUUGUUCAUCUGUCCAUUGGAGACCAAGUACCUGCUGAUGGAAUUUUUGUAUCAGGAUACAGCUUGUUGAUUGAUCAGUCAAGCCUGUCUGGUGAGAGUGUACCUGUAAGUAUUGAUGGAAAAAAACCUUUCCUUCUAGCUGGAACCAAAGUGCAGGAUGGGUCUGGUAAGAUGCUUGUAACAACUGUUGGCAUGAGAACUGAAUGGGGAAAGUUGAUGGAAACUCUUAGUGAAGGCGGAGAAGAUGAGACCCCACUGCAGGUGAAAUUGAAUGGUGUGGCUACAAUAAUUGGUAAAAUAGGUCUCGGGUUUUCUGUGUUGACCUUUGUGGUAUUACUAAGCAGAUUUCUGGUGACCAAGGCAAUUAAUCAUGAAUUCAAUAAAUGGUCAUCUGAUGAUGCAAUGACACUUCUAAAUUACUUUGCAACAGCAGUAACUAUCAUCGUUGUUGCAGUUCCUGAAGGAUUACCCCUGGCCGUGACACUGAGUCUGGCAUUUGCAAUGAGGAAACUAAUGGACGACAAGGCACUGGUGAGGCAUCUUUCUGCAUGUGAGACCAUGGGUUCUGCAACUGGCAUUUGUACGGAUAAAACUGGAACUUUGACUACCAACCAUAUGGUAGUCAAUAAAAUCUGGACCCUGGAUAAUGCCAAAGAGGUAGAAUCUGAUGGGCACAAAGAUGUUAUGAAGUCAGAAUUAUCUGAGAGUGCAUUCAGUAUUCUCCUGCAGGGAAUUUUUCUUAACACAGGUUCAGAUGUAGUUAAAGACAAAAAUGGAAAGACUUCUAUCUUGGGGACACCGACAGAAUCAGCAUUGUUAGAAUAUGGAUUGCUAUUGGGUGGUGAUUUCGAUGAUCAACGCCAAGGUCCCAAAAUUGAGAAAGUUGAACCUUUUAACUCUGAAAAGAAGAAGAUGUCAGUACUUGUGGCUCUUCCAGAUGGUCAAAAACGAGCUUUUGUCAAAGGUGCAUCUGAAAUAAUACUAAAAAUGUGCAACAGAGUUCUGGAUGGUACUGGUGAAUCAGUUAAUUUGUCUAAAGAACAUGAAACAGCUGCCAUGAAUGUCAUAGAUACGUUUGCCAAUGAAGCUUUGCGGACUCUCUGCUUGGCCUACAAGGACACUAGCGAUGGCUCCACUGGCGGUAGCAUCCCUGAGACUGGCUAUACAUUAAUUGCAAUUGUAGGAAUUAAGGAUCCAGUCCGCCCAGGGGUCAAGGAGGCAGUGAAAACAUGUUUGAGAGCAGGAAUCAUAGUGCGAAUGGUGACUGGUGAUAAUAUUAACACGGCUAAGGCAAUUGCUAGAGAAUGUGGCAUACUUACCGAUGAUGGUAUUGCCAUUGAAGGUCCAGAUUUCCGCCGCAAAACUCCUGAUGAAAUGCGGCAGAUAAUUCCAAGAAUUCAGGUUAUGGCCCGGUCUUCUCCGACAGACAAACACGUGCUUGUUAAGAACUUAAGAGGCAUGUUCAAAGAUGUUAUUGCAGUUACUGGUGAUGGGACUAAUGAUGCCCCAGCUUUGCAUGAGGCUGAUAUUGGUCUUGCUAUGGGUAUAGCAGGAACUGAGGUUGCAAAAGAAAGUGCCGAUGUGAUUGUGAUGGAUGACAAUUUUGCAACAAUCGUAAAUGUAGCUAAAUGGGGACGUUCUGUCUAUAUCAAUAUUCAGAAGUUUGUUCAGUUCCAGUUAACAGUCAACAUCGUUGCUCUCAUUAUUAAUUUCGUAUCUGCUUGUGUCUCAGGUUCUGCUCCUCUUACAGCCGUUCAACUGCUCUGGGUCAAUCUGAUCAUGGAUACGUUAGGUGCAUUAGCACUAGCUACAGAACCACCCCAUGAAGGACUAAUGGAGAGGCCUCCAAUUGGGAGGAAUGUAGGUUUCAUUACUAAAACCAUGUGGAGAAAUGUCAUUGGUCAGAGCAUUUAUCAGCUUGCAGUCCUACUUGUGUUCAACUUUGCUGGAAAACAACUCUUGGAACUUGAGGGUUCAGAUGCUACCGUAACACUCAAUACUUUUAUCUUCAAUACCUUUGUGUUUUGCCAGGUCUUUAACGAAAUAAACAGCCGGGAUAUGGAGAAGAUUAAUGUUUUCCGAGGCAUGUUUAGUAACUGGAUUUUCCUUGGCAUAAUUGUUGCAACGGUGGGGUUCCAAGUUAUUAUAGUUGAAUUCCUAGGCACUUUUGCCAGCACUGUUCCAUUAAGUUGGGAGCUAUGGCUACUAAGCAUCGGUAUUGCCGUGGUAAGUUUGCCCAUUGCAGUAGUUCUUAAAUGCAUCCCUGUUGGAGGGGAAAUGAAGCAACAUGAUGGUUAUGACCUUCUCCCAAGCGGUCCUGACCAAGUAUGAACAGAAAGAAGGCCAUGCCAUGUUUGCGCGUUACGAAGAGGUGAACACCAUAUGCUCCGCAAGUACAUGAUGAGUUCCUUGAUAAAUAGCAUAAAACAUUUACCAGUUGCUGCAACACUUCUUUUUUGAAUCCCUUUUUCUUUCAGGAUACGUAGGUUAAAUGUGCAUAGUACAGAACAGGUGGAUUUAACAUCCUAACUUCUUUCUUUAGCUAUGGCAAGUUCUUAAAAACCCUAUUAUGCUCAAGCACCUCCCUGCCAAAAAUUGGAAAUAUUACACUUUUUCCCCGUUUGCUAAUUCAACCAAUAAGGAGAGAUCACCAGUUAUUGGCAGAUUUUUGUGGAUGCACUUUUCAAUGUAGUCAUGUCUGCCUCUGUUGGAGCCUAAGCACUAAAUGCAGUUGUGGAAAAUCAAAAUAACAGAAAAAUGUGGUGAACGGGACGCAGAGCUAGAUGCUUGUAUGCUUUUCAUGAAAAUAUUGGGAUGAAGAUGAAGCUUUGGGUGCCAAGUAGUUGGUGGUACAGUCCAUACUGGAGCAAGGUUCAAAUCCAAACCGAAUAUUAUGAAAGUAUGAUUGGAAUGUUGGUUAUUAGCUACAUUACAUACCGACUUUGAUUUUUCCUUCUGCUUUGGUCAUUUUGCAGUCUAUGAAAUUUCCUAGUGUUUGAUACAUUAUUAUUGAUAAAUUCUAAAUGUUGCAAAGUUUACUUCUUGAUAUUGAUUUCAUAAGGUAAAUUGCUUUGAUUUUGACUCAACAAUGUAUUUACACUUAAAGAGUAUGAAAAAUCACAAUGAAUGUAGUGAGAAUGGCGUGUUUUCAUGUUGAUUAUCUAUCAAUGACUAACU